AUGGCUGAAUCAACCAGUAGUAAGAUGCCUAAUGCUAGCAAUAUACCCACUCUAAUGAAAGCUGCUCAACAAAGUGGUUUUGAAGAGAUACGUGAUGUUCUUAAACCUGAUGAGAGUGUAAAUGUACCUCGUCAAUUAUCAUCGAAGCAAAUUCUUGUUCGAGUUUGUGCUGUUGCUAUUAAUCCGGUCGAUUGGAAGAUUUUAAAUGGAAGAUUAUCACUUGUUACUUGGUAUUCAUUUCCUCAUAUAUCAGGUACAGAUGUUGCUGGGAUUGUUGAUGCUAUUGGUUUAGGAGUGAAACGUCUUCAAAUUGAUGAUCAUGUUUAUGGAGAUCUUACCAUUCAUGGUGGAAGUUAUGGUGAAUAUGUUCGUGGAGAUGAAUCAAUCUUUUCGUUGAAACAAAAAACUUAA
This is a messenger RNA of Adineta ricciae, 411 nucleotides long. NCBI's taxonomy places the organism in Eukaryota, Metazoa, Rotifera, Eurotatoria, Adinetida, Adinetidae. The record is from the annotation of a GenBank genome assembly.